UGAUUCAAGACUGCUUUAUAAACAAGAUCUCUUCAGACUACAUUUCAUCUCUUCUGUCUUCCUCCUGAAGAUCUGUUCUGACUGGCAGCGGAGAAUGAACUACUUUUAAUAGACAAUAGAUAUCAAUAAUGGCACUGGCCCAUUUGGCUCUGCUGACUGGACUCCUGCUCCUUUGUCAGGCUCAAGACUACUGUGGUGAAGUUGAAAAUGUAGCUCUUCGAGGCACCGCCACCCAGUCACAGAUGCAUCCUGGGCAUUGGGGUACCUUUUCAUAUGCUGCUAAUGCUAUUGAUGGAAACCGGAACCCAAACUGUGUUCAUGGCUCCUGUUCUCACACAAACAAUGACUCUCCUUGGUGGCGUGUGGACCUCCUAGAAAAAUAUAAAGUCCAUCAGGUGGUCAUUACUGGCCGAAGUGACUGCUGCGCAGAACGAAUCAAUGGAGCUGAGAUCCGAAUUGGAAACUCUUUGGAGAAUGAGGGUAACAGCAACCCAAGAUGUGCAACUAUAACUUCGAUUCCAGCCGGGGUUUCAUUCAGCUACAACUGCCACGAGAUGGAGGGUCGCUAUGUCAAUGUGUAUAUUCCAAAAAGAAAAGCUAUUCUGGCCCUUUCUGAAGUAGAGGUUUAUGCUGUCCCAGUGAAGCCACGCUGCAAAUCAUAUGCAAAAAAUACUAAUGUCCACCCAUAGAGCAUAGCAAUCUGAAAAUUAGAAAAACAGAUACUUAUUUGUAAGAAACAGAUACUAUGGCAGAACUCUGUUUAAUUAAGGUACAGUAAAAAUCCAGAAGCAAGAAGUCAAGAAUGUAAACAUCAUUAGCCCACAACAUUUUCACUUUGUAUACUGUUGCUUUUGUUAAGUUUCUUUUGAGAGGAGGUCUUUCAUUUUGGAAUGCACAUGGGGGCAUUUUUGUCGUCAUGUAUGUUAUGUACUGGAGGACAGAAAAGCAUAUUUUGGGUGAAAAAGGAGAAGGACAACUAAAAGACAAGAUUGAUAGAUUUUGAGUACUUUUUCAUAUAAAAAUAACUUCAACAUUUCCCCAUCGUUUCAGUCAGAUUUUCUUUUUCAGCUUUGCUGUACCACAUAUUCUCCUUUUUGUGUCUGAAUGUCAUAUAGUUGAAAUAAAAUAACCUUUGAUUUCAGCCUUAA
Messenger RNA from Polypterus senegalus (gray bichir), 1148 nucleotides. RefSeq names its product fucolectin-like. The record is from RefSeq and is a predicted model, not a curated record. Lineage: Eukaryota; Metazoa; Chordata; Cladistia; Polypteriformes; Polypteridae.